Molecule: messenger RNA, 1251 nt
Organism: Penicillium oxalicum
Lineage: Eukaryota; Fungi; Ascomycota; Eurotiomycetes; Eurotiales; Aspergillaceae
Product: ketopantoate reductase family protein
Exons: 2
Coding region: 1-1251 (416 amino acids)
Cellular component (GO): mitochondrion; cytoplasm
Molecular function (GO): NADP binding; 2-dehydropantoate 2-reductase activity
Source: RefSeq, a predicted model, not a curated record
AUGGCGGACUGGGACUCUGGAGAUGUCGAAGAAAUCUCGCGUGAGGCUAAGACGUCUGGCUUGAGCGGUCGAGUUCACAUCAUCGGCCUCGGCAACGCAGGGACAUUCAUCGCGCAUUCGCUGGCAUCGCGACAAUCUCCGCCACCGAUCACUCUACUUAUGCACCAAGCAUCGUUCUAUCAUGCUUUUCGGAGGAAAAAGCGGAGCCUAGCUGUCAAUUACAAUGGAUUGGACGAUAACAGGACGGGCUUCGACGUCGAAGUCCUGGAAGAUAAAGUGUGGCGCAGGAUACCUUCAAAAGAGGAGCAGAUGGAGAUCCAGGAGGAGAGUGAGAUGUUUGAAAAUGACGAGAUGCUUCUUGAAGAAGAAGAAGGUCACAUCGACUGCCUCAUUGUUUGUUGCAAGGCAUAUAUGACGGAAAAGGUCCUCAGGGACGUCCGCCACCGGUUGAGCUCAAACUCGACCAUUCUUUUGAUCCAGAAUGGGUUGGGUAUUGUUGAAAAGUUGAACAAGGAGUUAUUUCCGGAUGAGCAGCAUCGGCCCAAUUACAUGCAGGGUGUGCUCAGCCACGGCCUGAAGAAGCAAGACUCAUUCAAAAUUGGCCAUGUCAGCGUUGGCUCGCUGGUCCUCAGCCCUGUCGUGACUGGCCACACUCCCCUCAUCGAGGCCGAGAAGGAUACUCACUGGGCCCCUUCAACCAAGUACCUUCUACGUCUGUUGACUCUGACACCUUCCCUGGUUGCUACAGCCGACACGCCCGCUGGUCUUUUGCAAUAUCAGCUGGAGAGAUUGACCGUCAGUUGUGUUCUCGGCUCACUCGGGGCGAUUCACGACUGCAAGAACCGCGAGCUUUUACACAACUUUGCCGUCUCUCGCACUAUGCGCUUGCUGCUUUUGGAGAUUUCGAGCGUCAUUUGCGCUCUCCCCGAGCUGCGUGGUAUUCCUGGCAUCGAAGACAGAUUCUCUCCAGGGCGUUUACGGCGACUGGUAAUCAACGUCGCGGCAAAUCGUCCAGAGGAUGCCAGUUCCUUGCGUAAUGAUCUGCAUUACCAACGAAACACGGAGAUUGAUUUCUUGAACGGGUGGAUCGUCAAACGUGGCGAAGAACUAGGCAUGAAAUGCGUGCUUAAUUAUAUGAUUCUGCAGCUUGUUCUCAGCAGAAUGUACAUCAUCAAGCACCGGGAAGCCAGCGCUGUCCCCAUUGACUUUGAAAACGUCAUCCUUACUGGGGAUAACAAUAAGGAUGAUUAA